UUAUCUCCUUCUCCAAAGGAUGCUGAAUAUGCGUACUUCAAUGUCCCUGAACUUCUCACCCUGAGAACUGCUUUAAUUCUGCACCUUCAGAAGAAUACCACCGUGGAUGUUUGGACUGACUAUUCUAGAUGCUUGUCAGAAGAGUGGAAUAAUGUCUUGGGUCAGAGUUGCCCAUAUUUCUUGAUUAUUGCUGACGAAGGCUUGAACAACGAGCAGACACACCUUUUCAACUUCGUAGUCAUUCAGUCUUGGGCAGUGAAGGUCAACAUUGUGCUCUUUUCAGGGCAGAGAUCUGACAUCCUCCGUCUUUAUGCAUAUUUUAUGCAAAGCUCACAUUCAAAGCAGAUGUUUUUCAAGAUGUUUAAGAAGGAGAUUAUGAUUGCUUAUAAAACCCUGAUUCGACAGUUGGAAAAAUAUAGAGACCGGGAUUUAACAACUCUGUUUGGAGAUUUAAAAUUCAAUAAUAUGGUGGAAAAGGCUUGUGAGACUCUAUCUCUGCUUAAGCAGCUCUGGCCAGAAGGAUCUGACAUCCGACGAGUCCUCUCUGUCACUUCGUGCUCCCUCUCCUUGGAAAUGUACCACCGUUUUUUAGAAAACAGAGAGAAGAAAGCAUCCAAGCAGACAGGCGAAGGCAAACAGGAAAAGGGUAAUUGUUUAACCCUGAAGGACAUGGAAGACCUUUGUAAGCUACAUUGCCUCUCUGUGGCUUUUCAACUCCAUCUACCUCUUUCCCAGCGAGCUCGCUCAAGAUUCAUCACUUCUGGUUGGAUUCAGGACCUCAAGACUGUCUUUAAAAUGAAAAAAUGGUGCGAAUAUUUCAUCCUAAGCAAUGUACAUAUGUUUGAAUUUGAGAGUCUGAAUUUGCUUCACCUUUCUGAUUUAAGUGAUAAGCCUUUGUUGAAGAAUAUUGCUUUUUACUAUGAAAAUGAAAAUGCAAAAGGCCUGGAUUUGGAUGUAGGAGAUGUCAUCAUGAAGGAAUAUGUACAUCUCUGGGACACUGUGUCGAAGUUGGUCAGAAACUUUGAUGUGGGAAAACCAUUUCCUUUAAGAACAACCAAAUGUCAUUUUCUUAAAAAGACCCCAUCGCCAGUUAAAGAAAGUUCCCAGGAAAAGAUGCCAAAUUUGGGUUUUAUUCCAAUGUCAUGUAAUUUGGUUGAUGAAUUUGCUGGAGACAUUUUGAAAGACUUGCCUUUCCUAAAGUGUGAUGACCCCGUUGUCACCUCACUGGUUAAGCAAAAGGAGUUUGAUGAACUUGUGCACUGGCAUUCCCACCGACCCCUCAGUGAUGAUUAUGACAGGACAAAGGCCAAUUUUGAUGAGCAUUCAAAAGACCCCCAUCAACUUAGAAGUUUGCAGAAGUAUCAUGUCUUUCAAAGAUUUUAUGGGAAUUCGUUAGAAUCAGUCUCUUCCAAGAUCAUCACAACUCAAGGUGUUAAGCCAAAGAAGGACUGUAGUAAGUCCAGGGGCUCGAAGGCACAUGAGUCCAAGGCUGACAUCAUUGCUAGAGAGAAUAAGAAGAGGUUAAUUGCCAAGGAAGAACAAAAAGAAGAAGAAAAAUGGAAUACCCUGUCAUUUUCUAUUGAGAAGGAGAUGAAAAGGAACUUAAACUCUGGGAUGAAGAAGCUGGAGGAGUUUUUGAAAUCAUGUAAAAGUAAUUCAGUGAAAGCUCAGGCUGAAAAAGUUGGGUUAAUGGCUGGCUUGAAGGCAUGGAAGGAUCACUGCCGAGCUGAAGGUAAAACCACCAAAGACUUAAGCAUAGCUGUUGAUAUGAUGAAGAGAAUCCAUUCCUUAUUGGACAAAUACUCUGAACUCCUGCAAGAACCAGACCGGAAGCUCAUAGCCAGAUGUCUUAUGUACUUAGGGUUUGAGGACCUAGCAAAUUCUUUGUAUCCAACCCAGCACUCCAUCCCCAAGGCUCAGAAAAAUCAAAAUGGAAAAAGACUGAUCUCUGUGGGUAGCAUAGGGCUUGUUUGAUUGACACAAAUCAUGAUCUGACCCCUGCAGCGAGAGCUCCUGGAUGUGGUGGAUAACUAUGAGUCUGCAGUGAUUGUUGCCCCAACGUCCUCUGGUAAGACCUACGCUUCCUACUACUGCAUGGAGAAGGUGCUGAAGGAGAGCGAUGACGGCGUGGUUGUGUAUGUUGCACCAACAAAGGCUCUUGUUAAUCAAGUGGCAGCAACGGUUCAAAAUCGUUACACCAAAAUUCUGCCAGCCGGUGAAGCUCUGUGCGGUGUUUUCACUAGAGAUUAUCGUCAUGAUGCCCUGAACUGCCAGGUGCUUAUUACCGUGCCUGCCUGCUUUGAAAUUCUGCUACUUGCUCCUCAUCGCCAAAACUGGGUACAUUGUCUUGGUGGAGAAAUUGGAGCAGAAAUCUGGGAGCAUCUCCUUGUCAUGAUCCGAUGUCCUUUUUUGGCCCUUUCAGCUACCAUAAGCAACCCUCAACAUCUUACUGAGUGGCUCCAGUCAGUAAAGAGGUACUGGAAACAAGUGGACAGUGCAAUGGGAAAAGGAACUUUUUCCAAAAGAAAUGCUGGCUCCCACGGCCGUCAUCACAAAGACGAAGUGCGAGCUAGACAGUCAUACAAAGUUAGACUUGUGCUCUAUGGAGAGAGAUACAAUGAUCUAGAGAAGUAUCUGUGUUCUGUGAGACAAGAUGAGGUUUGCUUUGAUCAUUUUCAUCCAUGUGCUUCACUAACCACAGAUCACAUUGAAAAGUAUGGAUUCCCUUCUGACCUUGCCUUUUCAUCUCGAGAAAGCAUUCAGCUCUAUGACACUAUGCUUCAGGUCUGGAAGAGUUGGCCUCAGGCCCAGAACCUGUGUCCAGAGAACUUUGCUCAUUUUAAGAACAAAAUAGUCAUUAAGAAAUUGGAUGCUAGAAAAUAUGAGGAGAGCUUAAAGGAAGAAUUCACGAAUUGGAUUAAAAACGGCAACGAGGAGCAGGCCAGGAUGGUGCUGCAGAAACUGAGUCCCGAUUUCCAUGACUACUCAGGGCGUAUGCUGGACUUCUUUCCGAAUCUUGUUGAGAAGCUCAGGGAAAUGGAGAAGUUGCCUGCACUGUUCUUUUUAUUUAGUUUAGAGUCUGUAGAAGGAUGUGCUAAGGCUGCUUGGAAAUUCCUAAAGAACAAAGAGGUGGAGGAAAGGCCUCCCAAUGCUGAUAAAGAAGCUCUUGCCAUGAUUAACAAACUUCAAAAAGUUCAAAAGUCUUUGGAGAAACGAAAGAUAAAAGAUGAGAAACCCUCCAGAAGAUUGGAUGAACACAUCAUGUAUCAAGCUGAACGCAAUUACCUACUGAAGAGUCUGGAGAAGAAUCUGGCGAUUCCCAAGGAUUGCACAUAUGCUGAUCAAAAAGCAAUAGACAAUGAGUCAUUACAGAUGGUGUUCAAGCGUGUGACAUUCGAAAGGAAAGGUGCCAUACUGAAGAUUUUGGCAAGAAAGGGCAUUGGCUAUCAUCAUAGCUCCAUGAGUGCCAAAGAAAAGCAGCUAGUUGAAAUUCUCUUUAGGAAAGGAUUCAUUAGGGUGGUGACAGCUACUGGAACACUUGCUUUAGGAAUCAACAUGCCUUGUAAAUCUGUGGUUUUUGCUCAGAACUCUGUCUAUCUGGAUGCUUUAAAUUUCAGACAGAUGUCUGGUCGUGCUGGAAGACGAAGGCAAGACCUUAUGGGUGAUGUCUACUUCUUUAAUAUUCCACUGCCUAAAAUAAAGAAACUCAUAAAAUCCAAAGUACCCGAGCUGAGAGGACAGUUUCCUCUCAGUAUCUCACUCAUUCUAAGACUCAUGCUGCUGGCCUCCAAGGCAGAUGACCCAGAGGACGGCAAGGCAAAGGCACUGUCAGUGCUGAAGCACUCAUUGCUAUCCUUCAAACAUCCCCGAGUCACAGACAUGUUAAAGCUGUACUUCUUAUAUUCUUUGCAGUUCCUGGUGAAAGAGGGAUAUAUAGAUCAAGAAGGUAAUCCAACAGGGUUUGCUGGCCUGGUGUCACAUUUACAUUACCAUGAACCAUCCAAUCUUGUUUUUGUCAGUUUUCUUGUGAGAGGUCUUUUUCAUAAACUUUGUCAGCCAACUCAUAAAGGCUCAAAAUGUUUUUCUGAAGAUGUAAUGGAAAAGCUGGUUUUAGUAUUAGCAAAUCUUUUUGGAAGAAGAUAUAUUCCUGCCAAGUUCCAAGAUGCUAACUUCAAAUUUUAUCAAUCAAAGGUGUUCCUUGAUGACCUCCCUGAGGACUUUAGUGCUGCCCUGCAUGAGUACAACAUGCAAGUGACAGAGGACUUUGCUACUUUUCUGCUAAUUGUGUCCCAAUUGGCUGAUAAGAAACAGGAAUAUCAACUCCCCUUGUCAAAAAUUGACUUCACAGGUGAAGAAUGUGAAGAUUCACCACUUGUGUCCCACUUGAUGAGCUGCGGGGAAGGCCGGGUGGCAGUUUCGCCAUUUGUCUGUCUGUCUGGAAACUUUGACGUGGAUUUGCUCUGUCCAGGAGUUCCAAAUAACGUCAUUCUGCACACAAUUGGUAUCAAUCACAAUCAAGUCCCAGUUCUGUGGCCACAUAGACUGGAUAGUAGAGGAAGAAAAAUGCCACUUAACGCCUAUGCUCUGGACUUUUAUAAGCAUGGAUCCCUUGUGGGGUUAGACCAGGACAAUAGGUUACAUCAAGGGGCAGCUUACCAGUUGUUGAAAGAUUUUUCCCUUACCAUUAAAUCUAUCAGUGUCUCCUUGCGUGAACUCUGUGAAAAUGAAGAAGACAACGUUGUUCUAGCAUUUGAACAAUUGUCUAAGUCCUUUCAGGAGAAGUUUGAAAACGUGUGAAAAGAAAAACUAUGUAAACCACUUAAAAUAUCACCAGAGAAGCUUUGCAAGUUAUAUAUAUUUUAUUCUUAUGUCUUAAUCAGAAAAUCAUGCACAAUGAAAUGGGAUGAGGAAGUAGUUUGGAGUUAAAGACAUCAAACUUGUUGGGCUUGGCUUUGAGCACUCUGGGCCAUACUACUUCAUGUGCCUAAGUCUUGGUUUCUUUAAAUGAUUGACUAAAAAUGCUUAUGUCUCCAAAUUAUUAAUGAUUGAGUGAGAAAAUGCAGAAUUUUGCACAUAUAUGUUUGAAGAUGUUUUUCCACUCUGUAGGACCCCAAAAUAUUGUAUUUUAAUAUUUUCACUGUAUAUAUAUAUAUAUAAAGUUUAUUGAAACUAGAAAAGAAUUGAUUACAGUAUCUUGAAAGUAUAUUCUUCCCAAUCAACCUAAAGGGAUUGUACUGAUUAGAUUGCUAGCUAUUGAAAUAGUACAUCUUAAUAAAUAAGCUAAUUAUAAAAAAAGAAUGUUUUCAUUCAAUUUUUAAAAGGAAACAUAUAGCUAAUGUUUUGCUUCAUUUUAAUUGUAUAUAAAUGACUGCUGAAAUAAAGACUUCAUUGGUUU
Peromyscus maniculatus bairdii (prairie deer mouse) is the source of this 5395-nucleotide messenger RNA. NCBI's taxonomy places the organism in Eukaryota, Metazoa, Chordata, Mammalia, Rodentia, Cricetidae. The record is from RefSeq and is a predicted model, not a curated record.